Molecule: messenger RNA, 1314 nt
Organism: Pedinophyceae sp. YPF-701
Lineage: Eukaryota; Viridiplantae; Chlorophyta; Pedinophyceae
Source: the annotation of a GenBank genome assembly
AUGCAGCGGGCCUCCUCCGUGCGCUGCCGCGCUGCCGUCGACGGCUCCGCGCGCGUGGGCGUCACGAACUCCCUGAACGAGUUCGGGGCCGCUAUCGACGUGUGGCACAGCUUCAUCCCGCCCGUCGCGCUGCCGGAGCGCGAAGUAAUUACAGCCUGCUCCUGUUCCGACGGUGACGACUGGACGUGGUGCAGCCCGGACGAGCUCCGCUACAGAUUCAACACCUGGAUUCGGUCCCCGCACUGGCCCGCGAUCCGCGCCGCGCUGAUCGAGGACCCGACCAUGAUCCACGUGGACCCGCUGUGCGCCGUGGAGACCCUCGACGCGCUCGCGGCCGAGUUCGAGUUCCAGUCGACUACCUUGUACAAAGUGGCCAAAGACUGCCCGCGGAUCCUCUCCGUCGACGCGAGGGAGAUUCCGAUGCGGCUCGACACGGUCCGGCAGAUCUUCGGCAAGGCCCGGAAGGACGUGGGCGACAUCGUGAAGCGCUUCCCGGCCGUGGUGCUGUUUGCGACGGACGACCUCUGGGACUGGUUGACCGUGCUGCAGGCCACGGCGCCGGGCCUCGACAUCCCCAAGGUCCUGCGCUCGAAGCCGACGGCCCUCGGCGUGUCCCCGCAGGCCAUCGCGGAGCGGAUUCGGUACCUGCAGCGCACGUUUGAGUGCGAGGAGGUGUCACAGGUCGUGGCGCUGAUCCAGGGGUCGCCGCAGCUGCUGGUGCAGAACAGCGACACGAUCAUGUCGAACGUGGAGAGCAUCGUGGAGGGCCUCGUCGCGCAGGGCGACGGCGCGUUCAGCCGCCAGGAGGUGUUUGCGCUGCUGCGCAACUCCCCCAACCUGGCGCACUGCCAGGCGGAGAGCAUCCUGACGACGGCGUCGUGGCUGGAGACGCACUUCGUGGACGAGGAGCGCUGGGGCUGGGCGACGUGGCAGCCCGGGGUGCCCCUGGAGGCCAUGCUCAAGACGCGGGGCCUGGCGGGGCGCCGCCCGCUGGGCAUCAGCGCGACGUACGAGGAGAUGCUGGAGAUCAGCGGGUCGUGCGAGCGCUGGCGGGGCGACCUCGAGAGGCUGUUGGAAAAGAAGCGCGCGUCGUCGCUGGGCUACCUGCUCACGACGUCGAAGACGAAGCGGAACCGGCUGUGGUGGGUGCUCGACCGGACGCCGGAGGGCGAGCAGCCCAUGUGGGGCCUCAACACCACGCUCUCGAAGACGACGGCAGCAGUGGCCAAGGCAUACGGGGUGACCAAAAAGGAGCUGGAGGCGGAUCUGGAGGAGAUGGAGUCGUGGGGCGCGGGGCGAGCCGCCGCGGGCUGA